AAAAUGGUUUCAGACAAUUUUUAAUCCACAGAUUAUAAAAUUAAAAUCUGAAGUCAAGGAAAAAAUCUGUUUCAUUGAGAUCAACGUCUGUAAAAUCAGAGAAAACAAAAUAAAAUCGAGUGAUGCCUAAGUCUUAGAUACAAAUAAUUUGGGAAAUAAAGUUCUCCAAAGGAAUUCAUGUUUCCUAAAACAAAAGACAUGAUUAAAAAAUAAAAUAAAUCUAUAUUUUUGUGCCAAAUUCUUAUCUUGAUGAAAUCCAUUUAAGGCCAAACCUCUUUUCUGGGUGAUGUUACCUGUUUGUUGUUCUUUUUUAAAACGUUUUUAUAAUAAAUAUCCUAAAGAAAAGAAUAUACAGAUUUUAUUCACAGUUUGAUCUGAAAUAUUUGAUCCAGAUUAACCCAACUGUGUGUGUGUGUGUGUGUGUGUGUGUGUGUGUGUGUGUGACUGUGAGAGUGAAUGCUGUUUCCUUUCUAGGUUUUGUUCUUUAUCAUGUCAGAGUUGGUGUUUAGUCUUGUGAUUACAUUAAUGAUGAUGAUGGUGACGCCCACCCAGCUGGUCAUGUGACCUACUUCCUGUUGGGGGUCUUUAAACUCGCCCAUCACCAGCCAGACAGGAAUACAGCUGGAGUUCCAGAAGAAGGAGCUGAUCCAGCAGCAGAGGAUUGUGGGAGUUGCGGUGCAGAUUCUUCUCCUUGUUCUGUCGCAGCAGGAGGAUGUUCGGGGCGUUCUUGUUCUGCUGUUGGUGCUUCAGUCUGCUGCGACUCUCCUCCUCUCUUGUUCAUGGAAACCUCCAACUGGAUGAGGGUCCGUUUGCUGGCCACAGAACCGAUACCGCCUACCUGCCUGACAUGGAGAGAAGCCACGCCCCCAGCCAGGUGAACCCUGCCCUCCUACCUGAAGACUCAGAGGAGGAUCGCUUUUUGAUGGAGGCAGGAUCAAACAAUGAGGACUCGUCUGCAGCGCUGCAGCUGCAGGGUCGAGCCACACGCUCGCCACGCCGCUGCAUCCCUCACCAGCAGUUCUGUCUGGGCUACUCGCUGCCCUGCUGUGACCCCUGUGACACCUGCUACUGCCGAUUCUACAACGCCAUCUGCUACUGUCGUCCUGUCGGCCACACCUGCAUGACCAGACGCACCUGAUGACACGCCUGCAGAGGCCUUCAGACUGAGACAAGCUGUGUUUCUGUGUUUUUCAAUAAAUAUGGUUUUGUGAAAUAAACUAAAAACGUAUUCAGAUCAACUCAAUUGAGCAAAUGUGAUAAAAACGAGGUUUUAGUGUGAGAAACAAAUGAAUUUAAGGCAAAGUUCAAGUUUU
Molecule: messenger RNA, 1313 nt
Organism: Nothobranchius furzeri (turquoise killifish)
Lineage: Eukaryota; Metazoa; Chordata; Actinopteri; Cyprinodontiformes; Nothobranchiidae
Gene: agrp
Product: agouti related neuropeptide
Biological process (GO): neuropeptide signaling pathway; positive regulation of feeding behavior; hormone-mediated signaling pathway
Cellular component (GO): extracellular region
Molecular function (GO): type 1 melanocortin receptor binding; neuropeptide hormone activity
Source: RefSeq, a predicted model, not a curated record